UUGUACUCUCCUCUUUUGUUGGUUGACAGUGUGGCAUUGCGUGCUCGAGUACCCUGCUAUCGUUUAGUGCGGUCUAGCGCGCUCCUCGUCUGAGCUCUGCUAGUGGAGUCUGGUCAAAGAUGUCUGCUUCGUGAAACACACAGCGGGUCUCAUGUCAACAUGUCCCUGCUCCGGCUCUGCUCGCUUUCCAAGGGGCUCCCCGGUCGCUUACUGCAGGAACAACACAGGCUCACUCUGCUGUUCAAUGCGGACCCGUGUCACGGUUGCUUAAAACUCAGGAGACACGUCCACGACAAAAGUCCAGCAGAGAGACCCUGGGUUUUGUUUCGGAGGAGUUAUUCAGCGGGGAUCCCGAAAAAGGAGGAUGGGAAAAAGAGGACGUGGGAGCAAACCCAGCUGUUGGAUGUUCUGGAUGCCAGGAUCCAGCAGCUGCAGAUGGACGGGGUGCUGGAUGUGAAGCGCUCGGAGGUGCAGUUUGUGAGGGCGUCCCAGAUGGAGGCCACCCCGGUCAAGGUGGUGAAGACGCUGGCCAAGGAUAGGGAACCCCUGGGGGCCAGGAAGGGGGGGGACCAGGACCGGCUGGUUUCUAAGACACAGCCUAGCCGCUGGAUGGAGAAACUCAAGCAGGAGAAGUGGAACAAGAGCAAAAGGCACCUGAAACUCGACCAGAAUGCCAAACACAAGUCUCUGCAGGGCAGCCAUGUGGCAGAUUCUAAAGGAAAGGCAUCUGGAGCCAAGAGUGACAAUCCCAAUCCGAAGACAGACUCCAAGAAGGCAGCGGCUGGAUCCCGUUUAGACAGCGCUAGUUCCAAGGAGGAGUCCCUGCUGGCCGAAGUGGAAGAUCUGGACCACCGCUUGAACCAGUGGGAGCAGCCAGAGGGAACGCAAAGGCUGCUGGAGGACCGGGAGGGGAAUAAGUACGGGGACGCCCAGCUGAGCAUCCACUCCUUCCUGGAGGCCUGCAUCUUCAACGAGGACGUGGAGAGAGCCCAGCGCUGCCUCAUGGACUACCACCGUAACCUGAGCCGUCGCAAGCAGCUCAGCAUCAACACCUACAACAUCAUGAUGCACGUCUGGGCCAAGAAGGGCUCUCUGGGGCACAUCGGCCGGCUCUUCGUUCUCGUGGAGGAGGCUGGCUUGAAGCCGAACCUGGAUUCCUACACCGCGGCUCUGGAAUGCAUGGGCCGCAGCCCCCACUGCUCCAAUCGGGUCAUCAGCAGGUGUUUGCAGCAGCUGGAAGAGGACGGCUUCUCCAUCGAGGAUCUGUUUAAGCAGUGCGUCUUCCGGGAGGACGAGCGGGAGAUGGUCCUGAAGGCAGUGCAGACCGUUCAUCCAGACUUCCUGCCACACGUGGACGCAGAGAUGAAGAUCUGCUCUUCCCCCUUAGUCCAUGACUUCUAUACAGAGAGGGAGUCGGCAGUGUACCCUAAGCUGGAUUUCCCCCUGGCAGAGCUGGGUGAGCGCUUCAGCAGGCAGCUGGCGAUGGAGCAGGCGGGCAGCGUCACCAUCGAGUCUGUGGAAGCCUCCAAACCCCUGACCGAGCACAUGAUCCAAAUGAGGGAGCUGCUGGCUCAGUUGCGCUCACACUGGCACCAGUCUCUCCUGCAAGCCUUCCGCGAGAGCAAGAUGCACCUGGGGAGCAGCGGACAGAAGAGCUGGAGGAUGAACCUCUACCCCUACCUCUGCCUGCUGGAGGACAAGGAGUACGUGGACAUCAUGCUGCAGGCUGUUACCAGCCUGCCCCCCACUGGGGAGUCACUGCUGACCAUGGCCAAGGAACUGGGGAACAAAAUCUACAACAAAUACUCCAUCCGUAAGAAGACCAAGAGCAGCAUGGUGGACAAGAUCAGCACCAUAUACCAGAGAUACGCUGAGCUGCUGGCCAGAGACACACAGUUGAAUGAGUUCCUGCCGCGGGAGCACUGGGUGCGCCUGGAGGCGGAGCUGAACUCUGGCCCCUCCCUCCUGAGUGAUGACACGCACUGGCCCCACAUCCUGGUGGUGCAGCUGGGGACUCACCUGGUGGAGCUGCUGGUGCGGGAGGUGAAGGUGAACAGCAACGUGCUGAGCCCCGCCCAGGAGACCAAGCUCAUCCCAGUGCUGUACCACAUGUACACCUUCCGCAGCAACCACCAGGUGGGUUUCAUCAAGCCUCACCCCAUCCUCACCCAAAUCCUCUCAGAGGCCGUGGAGACCACGCUGACCUUCGACUCUUACGUGAUGCCCAUGCUGUGCCCUCCCGUGCCCUGGACCUCCCCCAAAUUCGGCGCCUACAUCCUGACCCCCACCAAGCUGAUGCGCUGCGUGGAGGGAGCCAUCCAGCACCAGCUGCUGCUGGAGAAAUGCCAGGACCAGGACCUCCACGCGGUGCUGGACUCCCUCAACCAGCUGGGCAACUGCGCCUGGAGGAUCAACCAGCCCAUCCUGGACAUCAUCAUAUCCAUCUUCAACGACAAGGGCAGCGACAAGCUGGACAUCCCCCCCCCGGUCUCCGAGGCCCCCCGGAUGCCCAGCAUGGCUCCGCACGGGGGGGGACAGGGCUCGCAAGCAGACAAGGCCUCCUUCAAGCGCGAGCUGGCCAAGUGCAAGAAGAAGGGGGCGGAGAUGCACAGCCUGCGGAUGGACGCACUCUAUAAGCUGUCCAUCGCCAACCACAUGCGCGACCAGCUCUUCUGGUUCCCCCACAACAUGGACUUCCGCGGCCGCACCUACCCCUGCCCGCCCUACUUCAACCACCUGGGAAGCGACGUCACGCGGGCCGUGCUCCUGUUCGCGGAGGGGAAGCCUCUGGGACCCCACGGCCUGGACUGGAUCAAGAUCCACCUGGUUAACCUGACCGGGCUGAAGAAGAGGGACUCUCUGCGGGAGAGGCUGCAGUACGCCAACCGCAUCAUGGAUGAUAUUCUGGAUUCGGCGGACAAGCCCCUCACUGGCAGGAAGUGGUGGAUGAAUGCAGAUGAGCCUUGGCAGGCCCUGGCAUGCUGCAUUGAGAUAGCGAACGCUUCCCGAUCCCCAGACCAUACUGAAUACAUCUCCUAUUUCCCAGUGCACCAGGAUGGCUCAUGUAACGGGCUUCAGCAUUACGCAGCUCUGGGUCGUGAUGUCAUCGGCGCCACCUCGGUCAACCUGAUGCCCUGCGAGGUGCCCCAGGACGUGUACAGUGGAGUGGCGCAGCAGGUGGAGGAGUUCCGUGCGCGCGAUGCAGAGAAAGGCCUGAAGGUGGCGCAGGUGCUGGAGGGUUUCAUCAACAGGAAGGUGGUGAAGCAGACCGUGAUGACGGUGGUGUACGGGGUGACGCGGUACGGAGGCCGGCUGCAGAUCGAGAAGAGACUGAAGGAGAUAGAAGAGUUCCCCAAGGAGCACGUCUGGGACGCCUCCCAUUACCUGGUGCAGCAGGUCUUUACCAGCCUGAAGGAGAUGUUCACAGGAACCAGAGAAAUCCAGGACUGGCUCACAGAGAGCGCCAGACUCAUUGCCAAAUCUGGCAGUUCUGUGGAGUGGGUGACCCCUCUUGGCCUGCCUAUUGUACAGCCUUAUCACCGCACCAAGAACACUAUUCUGAAGAGCAACAUCCAGUUUCUGAGUUUGCAGAUCAGCCACGAUGCCAGCGAGCGUCCUGACACGGUGAAGCAGAAGAACGCCUUUCCUCCGAAUUUCAUCCACUCCCUUGACUCCACACACAUGAUGCUGACAGCAUUGUACUGCUACAGCGCUGGAUUAACAUUUGUCUCUGUUCACGACUGCUUUUGGACCCACGCUGUCACGGUGGAUGUGAUGAAUAAGGUCUGCAGAGAGCAGUUUGUGGCCCUGCACAGCCAGCCCAUCCUUCAGGACCUCUCCAACUUCCUGCUGGAUAAAUACGGCGCCUGCCUACCGGGAGAUCGUAGGAACAAGAAGUUUUUGGAGUACAGGAGGAUGUUGGAACUGCUGUCCAAAGUUCCCCAGACAGGUGAUUUUGAUCUGCAGAGGGUGAAAGAAUCUACAUAUUUCUUCAGCUGAGCCCACGCAGGCGUCGAGAAUCGCUAACCAAGGACGCAGACUGAGCCAGCCUACAGCUGCCCUGCCUUGACACCCGCCACCCCCACCCCCAAGAAAAGAAAGAGCCCAGUUAUUUAAUUUUGUUUCCACGGAGACUCGCUUUGCAAUGAGAAGAGAACAUAAACCAUUCAUUGCACCUGGACUAACCGGGGAGAGGGGGAAACUGGUCUUUUAAACCAGAAAGCACCGCUGGUCCAGUGAAGGGUGUGGGCUGGGCGCCUGAGGUUGCAGCUUCUGACUGUGCAACCAGCCUUGAGAUGGAAUCUCAAACCUUCGAUUCUGUCGAAAAAGACUUACCGCCUGCAGUGUGCAAGUUUACUGGAUAAAGAACUGACACCAGCGUGUUUUCUGUGAUGCCUAAAAAAAUAAAGCAAAUAAAUACUGGUACUUCUGUAUUGGGCGGAGAAAACACACACCCAUACAGCUUUAUAUUAAAAUGAACUGGGAAUACUUCUGA
This is a messenger RNA of Acipenser ruthenus (sterlet), 4495 nucleotides long. Its product is annotated as DNA-directed RNA polymerase, mitochondrial-like. Gene Ontology annotation, molecular function: DNA-directed RNA polymerase activity; protein binding; mitochondrial promoter sequence-specific DNA binding. Gene Ontology annotation, biological process: mitochondrial transcription. NCBI's taxonomy places the organism in Eukaryota, Metazoa, Chordata, Actinopteri, Acipenseriformes, Acipenseridae. The transcript is spliced from 21 exons. Gene Ontology annotation, cellular component: mitochondrial DNA-directed RNA polymerase complex. The record is from RefSeq and is a predicted model, not a curated record. Bases 160 to 3999 code for a protein of 1279 amino acids.